Messenger RNA from Linum tenue, 492 nucleotides. NCBI's taxonomy places the organism in Eukaryota, Viridiplantae, Streptophyta, Magnoliopsida, Malpighiales, Linaceae. The record is from the annotation of a GenBank genome assembly.
UCCUCUAUACCUGGCUACCUGCUUUCGCCGCCGCCAGGGGGAUUUCCCCUCGAUCUCCCUGCUGCAGCCCCUGCCAACGGAUCCAAUAAUCCCCAAACCGUCGCCGACAAGAGGAACAGCAGCCGCCCGCACAAAUCACUGGCACGACUCCUCGAGGUUCCCUACACGGCCUUCGAUUUCAUCGAUUGGGGCGACCACAUGACUCCCACACUGUCCCCCAAGCGGGACAUCUCCGGGUGGUGGCGCGAGCUCCACGGAAUCGACGAUUGGGACGGCCUCCUCGACCCAAUCGACCCAACCCUCCGCUGCGAGAUCCUCAAGUACGACGAGUUCGCCUCCGCGACCUACGACGCCUUCGACUUCGACCCGGAAAUCUGGAUCCCACCUCUCCACGUCCGCCCUAUAAAAAUAUCCCCGCCAACAACUGCCCGUCACUCUAUCUUAUCCCAUCUCUCUCACUCUCAUCGUCGCGAUUCCCCACUACUCUUAUAA